Molecule: messenger RNA, 291 nt
Organism: Penicillium canariense
Lineage: Eukaryota; Fungi; Ascomycota; Eurotiomycetes; Eurotiales; Aspergillaceae
Product: ATP synthase subunit e
Exons: 3
Coding region: 1-291 (96 amino acids)
Biological process (GO): proton motive force-driven ATP synthesis
Molecular function (GO): proton transmembrane transporter activity
Source: RefSeq, a predicted model, not a curated record
AUGGCUAGCACUCAGGGUGUUAACGUCCUCCGCUACUCGGCUCUUGUUGCUGGUCUGGUCUACGGAGUCUACCACCAGUCGUCCCUUAACUCGUCGGCGAAGCGCACAGAGAUCGAGCACGAGUAUGCCCGCAAGGAGCGUCUGAUCGAGCAGGCCAAGGCCGAAUGGAAGAAGAAGACCCAGCCCAAGCAGGAGACCUCUACACAAUCUAGCGGACUUAUCACCAAUUUCGAGGACCCGAACUUCGAUCUGGAGGCAUUCUUGCUGGCCAAGGCUAAGGAGAACCCUUGA